Molecule: messenger RNA, 1001 nt
Organism: Photinus pyralis (common eastern firefly)
Lineage: Eukaryota; Metazoa; Arthropoda; Insecta; Coleoptera; Lampyridae
Product: ras-related protein ced-10-like
Exons: 4
Coding region: 38-571 (177 amino acids)
Biological process (GO): small GTPase-mediated signal transduction
Molecular function (GO): GTPase activity; GTP binding
Source: RefSeq, a predicted model, not a curated record
GGUGGUUUGACUCAUUCAGUGAUUAUUGGGCAUCGUAAUGGAUCGGCUUAAAGUGGUCAUAGUUGGUGAUAGUUUCGUUGGAAAAACCAGUUUUACAAUGCGACUGGUUAACGAUGUCUUCCCAGAGAAGCAUGUGCCGACUGUAUCGGACAAAAGCAAGGUGGAUUUCUCUUUUGAAGGUUUCCGUUUCACAAUUGAUGUUUUCGAUUCCGCCGGUGGAGAAGAUUUCCACAGACUGCGCCAUUUACUAUAUCCAAUGACGGACCUGUUUUUUCUGUGCUUUGCAUUGAACGAUUUAACCUCCUACAAUAACGUCGUAAAUUACUGGCUACCAGAAUUAAGGCAUCAUCAACCAAGUGUACCCAUUAUUUUAAUAGGAACAAAAUCUGAUUUAGAACAAACCGUAAUGGCCGACUGUAAAUCACUCAUGCAAAGCUACCCAAAGGUGAAAAUCUUACUGAGAUGUUCAGCAAAAACCGCCUCAGGUGUACAUGACAUCGUCGAAGCCGCUGUCGCAAUUUGUUUAAGGAAGAGGAAACUAAAACAGAAAAAAAAGUGCAUAAUUUUGUAAUUAGUGUCACCUACUGCGUGUCCCCUACUCUUGAUCUAAUGAUUGGACUUCCUAAAUUAAGCCGACCAUAAAAUGUAAAACUACGUUAAAUUUCGAGAGAGUAUCGUGCCUCUAAUGAAUUAACAAGGACAGUUUCGGGUCAUCCCUUGAAGGUCUUGAUUGAAAUUGACAAACUGAAAUUAAAAAGUUGUCGUUUUAAACUUAGGUAGGGGGCGAAUAAAAGCGAAGCAAAAAAUGAGUUUCGAGUUGGAAGUUUCGGAAUUAAGACGCAAAAGCAAAUCCUUAUAAAUUGAAGAGCAUUUGUAACAAAGGGCUACAUUUCUUUUUCAUUUCGAUUUAAAACAGUCACUUAUUGCAGACUUUUCCAAUAGGAACGGCAUGAUUGUAGAUUGUACAAUGAAAUAAAGCGAAGGGUACUUCAAAUACUUAA